AUGCAUGCAUGUACGGGAGAAAUCGAGACAUACAAUGAAUAUUUACAAGGUGCACUGAUAUAUCUUGAUCUUGAAAAUGAAAAAGAUUCUGAAUUAAUACAACAAAUUCGACAACAUUUUGCUCGUUUUACUUAUAAAUUUAUUAAUCAAAUACCUCGUAGAGCACAAAAGACUGAACCAUGUUCUGAACUGGAAUUAGUUUCUAUUCAAGCUUGUGCAGCAACGCUUUGUUGUGGAACAAUGGCCUUUGAAUGGUUUCAGAAAACAGUGGUACCAUGGUUAGAUCAAUUUAUUGCUGCACACGAGACAAAUCAAUUGGCAAUAAACACCGUCUUUCAAUUACUUGAAUUACAUGGUGAAAAUACUAAUGCAAUGGUUAUUGAUUAUGUGACAGAUCGAUGUUACACAAAAUUUGUACGCUUUAGUGAUCGAUGUUUUACAGCAUUAGCAAAAAUAUUUAUUGAAGUUGCCAAUGAUUAUCCUUGUGAUAUAACUGCUGUUUUAAUAUUAACAAUGUUGAAUGUUGGCUCACCACGUAUGCAUAUUCAUGAAUUAGCAUUAAGAUUAAUGGUUGCAUUAUGCAAAGAACUCUUAUGGGAUGCCUUACCAGCAACGUGGGCACAUAAUUUAAAAGUAAUAUUACGUUAUACAUUAAUUAUGGUCACAUUAUCCUCCUGUGAAUUAUUACCACACGCUAAAAAGGUAACAUUGUACAUAUGUAAAAAUAAUGAAGAACGUUUAUUAAACGAAUUGAUGAAUGAAUUACAACAAAUGGAAUCAUUUAAUGGUUCACUUGAACGAACAGAUACAUUACCAUUUUAUCGUUUUACAAACUCAAAUAAUACAACAACAAACAAUACUACGACAAAUCCAAUGAAUUCAAUGUUAUUAAUUAAAAAAUCGUCCUCGACAUUUAAAGCACACGAUGCGUCACAACAACAAACUUGUGGAGUUUUUCAUAAUAAACGACAUCAUAGUGGUGAAGAUACGUCGGACACAUUCCCAGGUCUAGCAUUAAAAAGUAGAACAUCAUCACAAACAAGUUUAACCAGUUUUCAUGAUAAAAUAACAGUACGAGACUCGUUCGAUGGAGAAAAGGAAUUUUCGAUGAUGCGUGUCGAUGAAGUGCAUCAACCAGCUCCACUACCAUUGGCUCCUUAUGGGGGUACUGCUGCACCAUUUAAAACACUGCUACCAGAAUUGUCAAGUCCAAUUCCAGGUUUAUUUCGAUGUAGUACUGGCGUUAUGCCCAUUAAUGAACUAAUUGUUAGUGGAUUACAGAUCGAUUGGUCAGCUCAUUUACCGGAAUUGUUACACAUAGCUAUGUUAGGAAUGGAUCAUAAUCGUGCUAUUAGAGUACAUAAGCUACGAAGUGUCAAACAGUUACGACAAUUUGUACAAUGGAUUGUUUAUCUGUUUCGUUCAUGUGUACCACAAGUAAUGGUAGAAGAAAGAUGGAUGCAGUUAGCAUUAAGAAUUACAUUAAGUUGUUCGAGUAGACAUUAUACUGGAUGUUCAUUACAAAUCAUACGUCCAUUAGGUUUACCAAUGAGUUUUCGCUGGGUAAUUGAUAUAUUAUCACGUUUAGUGAAAACAGUUGCUGAACCAGGUGAUGAUAUGCAGGUUAUGUAA
Molecule: messenger RNA, 1632 nt
Organism: Didymodactylos carnosus
Lineage: Eukaryota; Metazoa; Rotifera; Eurotatoria; Philodinida; Philodinidae
Source: the annotation of a GenBank genome assembly